AUGUUUGCUGCAGAAUUGCCUCCAAUACAUCCCUUGGGGGCUCCAACAACCUGUUACUCAGUGGAGUAUCAGCCUCAGUGGAGUAUCAGUCUCAGUGGAGUAUCAGUCUCAGUGGAGUACCAGUCUCAGUGGAGUAUCAGUCUCAGUGGAGUACCAGCCUCAGUGGAGUAUCAGUCUCUGGAGUAUCAGUCUCAGUGGAGUAUCAGUCUCAGUGGAGUAUCAGUCUCAGUGGAGUAUCAGUCUCAGUCUCAGUGGAGUAUCAGUCUCAGUGGAGUAUCAGUCUCAGUGGAGUAUCAGUCUCAGUGGAGUAUCAGCCUCAGUGGAGUAUCAGUCUCAGUGGAGUAUCAGUCUCAGUGGAGGACCAGUCUCAGUGGAGUACCAGUCUCAGUGGAGUAUCAGUCGCAAUGGAGUAUCAGUCUCAGUGUAGUAUCAGUCUCAGUGGAGUAUCAGUCUCAGUGGAAUACCAGUCUCAGUGGAGUAUCAGCCUCAGUGGAAUACCAGUCUCAGUGGAGUAUCAGUCUCAGUGGAGUACCAGUCUCAGUGGAGUAUCAGUCUCAGUGGAGUACCAGUCUCAGUGGAGUAUCAGUCUCAAUGGAGUAUCAGUAUCAGUGGAGUAUCAGUCUCAGUGGAGGACCAGUAUCAGUGGAGUAUCAGCCUCAGUGGAGUAUCAGUCUCAGUGGAGUAUCAGCCUCAGUGAAGUAUCAGCCUCAGUGGAGUAUCAGUCUCAGUGGAGUAUCAGUCUCGGUGGAGUAUCAGUCUCAGUGGAGGAUCAGCAUCAGUGGAGUAUCAGCCUCAGUGGAGUAUCAGUCUCAGUGGAGGACCAGUAUCAGUGGAGUAUCAGUCUCAGUGGAGUAUCAGUCUCAGUGGAGGACCAGUAUCAGUGGAGUAUCAGCCUCAGUGGAGGACCAGUCACAGUGGAGUAUCAGCCUCAGUGGAGUAUCAGUCUCAGUGGAGUAUCAGUCACAGUGGAGUAUCAGCCUAAGUGGAGUAUCAGUCUCAGUGGAGUAUCAGUCUCAGUGGAGUAUCAGCCUCAGUGGAGUAUCAGCCUCAGUGGAGUAUCAGUCUGAGUGGAAUACCAGUCUCAGUGGAGUAUCAGCCUCAGUGGAAUACCAGUCUCAGUGGAGUAUCAGUCUCAGUGGAGUAUCAGUCUCAGUGGAGUAUCAGUCCCAGUGGAGUAUCAGCCUCAGUGGAGGACCAGUCUCAGUGGAGUAUCAGUCUCAGUGGAGUAUCAGUCUCAGUGGAGUAUCAGCCUCAGUGGAGUAUCAGUCUCAGUGGAGUAUCAGUCUCAGUGGAGUAUCAGUCUCAGUGGAGUAUCAGUAUCAGUGGAGUAUCAGUCUCAGUGGAGUAUCAGUCUCAGUGGAGUAUCAGUCUCAGUGGAGUAUCAGCCUCAGUGGAGUAUCAGUCUCAGUGGAGUAUCAGUCUCAGUGGAGGACCAGUCUCAGUGGAGUAUCAGUCUCAGUGGAGUAUCAGCCUCAGUGGAGUAUCAGCCUCAGUGGAGUAUCAGCCUCAGUGGAGUAUCGGUCUCAGUGGAGUAUCAGCCUCAGUGGAGUAUCAGCCUCAGUGGAGUAUCAGUCUCAGUGGAGGACCAGUCUCAGUGGAGUAUCAGCCUCAGUGGAGGACCAGUGUCAGUGGAGGACCAGUCUCAGUGGAGUAUCAGUUUCAGUGGAGUAUCAGUCUCAGUGGAGUAUCAGUCACAGUGGAGUAUCAGCCUCAGUGGAGUAUCAGCCUCAGUGGAGUAUCAGUCUCAGUGGAGGACCAGUCUCAGUGGAGUAUCAGUCUCAGUGGAGUAUCAGUCUCAGUGGAGUAUCAGUCUCGGUGGAGUAUCAGUCUCGGUGGAGUAUCAGUCUCGGUGGAGGACCAGUCUCAGUGGAGUAUCAGCCUCAGUGGAGUAUCAGUCACAGUGGAGUAUCAGUCACAGUGGAGUAUCAGUCUCAGUGGAUUAUCAGUCUCAGUGGAGUAUCAGUCUCAGUGGAGUAUCAGUCUCAGUGGAGUAUCAGCCUCAGUGGAGUAUCAGUCUCAGUGGAGGACCAGUCUCAGUGGGAGAAGUUGUUCUGGGUAAUAUUGAUUGUAUGUUUUGGUGUUCAGGUCUCGGGCGAAGUUGUUCUGGGUAAUAUUGAUUGUACGUAUUGGUGUUUGUACGUAUUGGUGUUCAGGUCUCGGGAGAAGUUGUUCUGGGUAAUAUUGAUUGUAUGUUUUGGUGUUCAGGUCUCGGGAGAAGUGGCUUUGGGUAAUAUUGAUUGUAUGUAUUGGUGUUUGUACGUAUUGGUGUUCAGGUCUCGGGAGAAGUUGUUCUGGGUAAUAUUGAUUGUAUGUAUGGGUGUUCAGGUCUGGGAGAAGUUGUUCUGGGUAAUAUUGAUUGUAUGUGUUGGUGUUCAGGUCUGGGAGAAGUGGCUUUGGGUAAUAUUGAUUGUAUGUGUUGGUGUUCAGGUCUGGGAGAAGUGGCUUUGGGUAAUAUUGAUUGUAUGUAUUGGUGUUCAGGUCUGGGAGAAGUUGUUCUGGGUAAUAUUGAUUGUAUGUAUUGGUGUUUACUUGAUCAGUUUGCUGUUAUAUAGGACAGACACUAAUUUAUAACAAAAUGAUUUAAUGUACAGAAACAGUAUAAUGAUGCAAUGUACUAGUCUCAUAAAUUAUAUCGUGAUUCUACUGACAUACAAAACACUACCGUACAUAAUACUGCAGAAUGAAUAGUUAGUAAGCAAUUGCCGAGUCUUCUCCAAAAUACUUGAGCUCAAUACUAUAUAUAAUCUCUAGAAAAUAAUACUGUAAAAAUACCAGGUCAUUUUUCUUACACGUAUUAAUCAUUACAAGCCCAGCUUGCUCCUUCUAUUAUACUAUAAUAGGUAUAACAAUAUUAUUGUGUUUAUAACACAGUUAAACCCAAUAUAUAACCAUCAUUCAUUCAACAUCAGAUAUAGAACAAUGAAUGAUGUAUGUACACUCACCAACAGCAAGUAAAAAUCAUAUAAAAACACAUAAAACAAUAUCACAGAUUUAUAAAUAUUCUCUGUUCCUUAAAAGAAACACACCAGCAACGACUUUCUUUGUUCAAAAAUUACUUUCCAAAAUUAUUUUGAUACCUUAAUUAUUUGCUUUAUAUUUCACCGUUUUUUUUCUUUCCGUUAUUUACUGUCACUAUCUUUUUGAUAAUUAAAAAAAAAUUCUUUAUUUACCGGUACCUUUAGUAGAGUAGAAAAAAUAUGCAUCCUGCUUUCUUAAAAGGUACAGGAUAACUGUCUUCCUUUCAUUAACAUAUAAAUUUAUAAACAGAUAAAAUUUUUCACAACCAAAUCAUUUAAGUGUUCUAACUUUUCUUUUGAAGCUUUUUUGCAUGUUUUUUU
This is a messenger RNA of Pecten maximus, 3338 nucleotides long. RefSeq lists its product as uncharacterized. The transcript has 4 exons. The record is from RefSeq and is a predicted model, not a curated record. NCBI's taxonomy places the organism in Eukaryota, Metazoa, Mollusca, Bivalvia, Pectinida, Pectinidae. The coding region runs from base 1 to 2571 and encodes 856 amino acids.